Molecule: messenger RNA, 429 nt
Organism: Podarcis lilfordi (Lilford's wall lizard)
Lineage: Eukaryota; Metazoa; Chordata; Lepidosauria; Squamata; Lacertidae
Source: the annotation of a GenBank genome assembly
AUGAUUCGCUUUAUUCUGAUCCAGAACCGUGCUGGCAAAACGCGCCUGGCCAAGUGGUACAUGCAGUUUGACGAUGAUGAGAAGCAGAAGCUCAUCGAGGAGGUCCAUGCCGUUGUGACGGUGCAGGACGCAAAGCACACCAACUUUGUCGAGUUCCGCAACUUCAAAAUUAUCUACAGGCGCUACGCAGGGCUUUAUUUCUGCAUUUGUGUGGAUGUGAACGACAACAACCUCGCCUACCUAGAAGCCAUUCACAACUUUGUGGAGGUGCUGAAUGAAUAUUUCCACAACGUCUGUGAGCUUGACCUCGUCUUCAACUUCUACAAGGUUUACACCGUGGUAGACGAGAUGUUCCUAGCCGGCGAGAUCCGAGAGACCAGCCAGAUGAAGGUCCUGAAGCAGCCCCUCAUGUUGCAAUCCUUGGAAUGA